Messenger RNA from Aphanomyces astaci, 2004 nucleotides. RefSeq names its product serine/threonine protein kinase. Lineage: Eukaryota; Oomycota; Saprolegniomycetes; Saprolegniales; Verrucalvaceae. The coding region runs from base 30 to 1691 and encodes 553 amino acids. Gene Ontology annotation, biological process: protein phosphorylation. Gene Ontology annotation, molecular function: protein kinase activity; ATP binding. The record is from RefSeq and is a predicted model, not a curated record. The transcript has a single exon.
UUCCACCAUAACCGAACGCAUUUGACAAAAUGGCAACGUUGGUCGUCGACCCGCCUCCAUCGACGGGCACCACUACCGCUGCACCGGCGCCAUUCCCGCUGGCACCAUCAUCCGCAGCCCCAGGAGCAUCCACAUCAUUGGUACAAACCACUCCAACUCCAACCAAGAAUUCGUCGAAGCCACCGCCGACGACAAGUGCAGCCCCAGGAGCGUCGCCGCCGCCGCAGAGCCAAUCCCAAGGUGGAAUGGAGGCGCCAGUCCUCCCUACCUGCAACAUCUUCACGAUUCCGUCACCCGUUCCUUUAAACUCGUCGACAACCCGAGCCAUCGCAACCUGUGACAAAGCACUGAUGGUGCAAUGUCCUGUUGACGUCGCUGCAUGCCAGUUCAGUCCGUCCGCGAAACCUGCUCAGCAAUGGACCGACGAAUCGCCUUCCACAGUCCACGAAUCCGUCUGCUACAGCGCUAACAACACAACCAACUACAUCCUCAACUGCAUCGCGCUCGUCCCCACCGCUCCGACUGCACUCAUCGCAUCUUUUCCGCCAGAAACGACGACGAAUGAGUCGUCAUCUCCUUCUUCGGCUUCCGUCGGCCCCAUCGUCGGCGGCAUCAUCGCUGGCAGUCUUGUGAUCCUCCUGGGUCUGCUCUUCUUUCGACGCCGCCGCAACAACCCUGCCGCUUCCUCAUCUAAUGAUCAUCGCAGAAGUCCCAUGUAUAGCCCCCCGAUGCCGCCUCGCUCCCAGCCAUCACGUCCACCACCAUCACAGACGGGGUUGGACUACUCCAACGUCCAGCACUUGCACAGGUACUUGGCGACUCAUCCCAAGUUGAAGUCCAUCUGGAUGCAUGACGUGGCAUCGUGUCAUCCAAAGCUCAAAACGGCGCCGCUCAAAGGCGCCGAAAGCAACCACGUCAUAGCCACGGUACUCCGUCGCAAGAUCGUCCUCAAGGGCAUGGCGUACCUGGACGCGACGCCGUCCACCCGCCGCGCGUUCGUGGAAGGACUUGUGGCUGUCCAUGGGAUGUCGCUUUGUCAUAAACACCUCACGACCCUGCAUGGGAUGACUCUGGUGGACACGACCGACGGCGUGCUUCUCUGCGCCGCCACCGACUUCAUGGACCAGGGUUCCAUCGGAUCCCUUCUUCUGAAUCCAAAGACGGCGCUGGAUCGCCGCCAGCUCGCCGCCAUCGCCGUCGCCAUCGCGGAAGCCGUCACGUACCUCCAUGACGAGCACGGGGUUGCCUUCGGCAUUCUCGCCCCGGACAAAGUCCUCGUCGAUGGAUCGCUCGUCAAGUUGAAUGUCCUCACGCUUCUCUACCCGUACUACCACGGCAUUCGCACGACCAACUUGCUCAGCAACGCCGGGUCGUCGCUGCACCUCCAGUUCAUGGCUCCAGAACUCCGGAAAAUACACGGCAAGUUCACGCCCGAGGCAGACGUGUACGCGUUGGCUGUCAUGCUGGGCUUUGUGUUCACCAGAACGUUGCCGUAUGCUGACUUGUAUCAUGACAAGGGACUAGUGCGAGGUGAUCUGCAUCUACUAGAGUACCCCGACACGGCGCCAUACGACUUGGAGCUGGUACCUGACGCGUUAAGACCCACAAUGCGAAGGGCGCUGCAGGUCGACCCCAGUCGCCGACCGACGGCGUCCCAACUUCUGCGGGCUCUGGCAGCCUUGCCGCUGUAAUGGUCAACGAGUUCUGCCUAAGAUACAGGAGCACCGUACAUGUGGCAAGGACGUAUGUAGUAUGGAGCGCAACAUCCGUUACCUGGUGCUGCGCUCUCUCUCGCACGUAUUUGGUUACUUCCUUCCCAUCUACCCCUCGAUUUCGCUUUCCCAAUUGCCACAUUUGAUUCUCUGAACUGUAGUCAGGUUGGCAUACAAAAGUCCACAAUAUGGUGCCCACACAGAAAAUUAAUAUUCAGGGUUUCGAUCAAGUAAACUUGAUUUUUGUAUGGAAAGGAAUAUUAUUUUGACGAUUGUUGUCUAUUUCAAUCCG